Tripterygium wilfordii is the source of this 816-nucleotide messenger RNA. RefSeq names its product NAC domain-containing protein 104-like. The record is from RefSeq and is a predicted model, not a curated record. Gene Ontology annotation, molecular function: DNA binding. The transcript is spliced from 3 exons. Bases 59 to 676 code for a protein of 205 amino acids. Gene Ontology annotation, biological process: system development; regulation of DNA-templated transcription. NCBI's taxonomy places the organism in Eukaryota, Viridiplantae, Streptophyta, Magnoliopsida, Celastrales, Celastraceae.
CACAUACACAAACAUGUCAAACACAUUUACAACACUUGCUUGCAUAAGCAUCUAAGACAUGGGAGAUCAUGGCAAGGUCAACCUCCCUCCUGGUUUUCAUUUCUGCCCUACUGAUGAAGAACUAGUCCUUCACUUUCUCCAUCCCAAGGCCUCCCGCUUGUCGUGCCACCCGGAUUUCAUUCCUGUUCUUGAUUCUUAUCCUCUUGAUCCAUGGGAACUUGAUGGGAAGGCAUUGGCAAGUGAAAACCAGUGGUAUUUCUUUGGCCAAAUGAUGCAGAAUCAAGCAAUAACGACUACAAAUGGGUUUUGGAAGCAACUAGACAUUGAGGAACCUGUACUUUCUAGUACUACUAACAGGACAGUUGGUAUGAAGAGAAAUCUUGUGUUUUACAUCAAUGAUGGAGCUCAAGGAGGCAUAGAAACCAAUUGGGUUAUGCAGGAAUAUCGACUUUGCAACUAUGGAUCAAGUAAUUCACUUUACAAUAAAAGAAAAAUGCCAAAAAAAUCGGAAGGUAAUAACUUGGUUCUAUGCCGAGUUUAUGAGAGGAAAAGCGAUUCACAGAGCUUCUGCUACAACAAUGAAGACGAUGAUGACGAUGGAACUGAACUUUCAUGCCUGGACGAAAUGUUCUUGUCUCUAGAUGAUGAUCUUGAUGAUAUAAGUUUGCCAAAUUAAUUAUAUUUUAUGGUUUUUUCUUCUUUAUUUAUUUUGGAUAUGGUAGGCUCAAAAUAUGCUUGUGUUAAUUAACAUGUAUAUUAAAAAAGCUUUUGAUUAAAUGUGGUGGGCUAUUACCUUGUGUCUCAAAGCCAUUGGUU